Molecule: messenger RNA, 1551 nt
Organism: Physcomitrium patens
Lineage: Eukaryota; Viridiplantae; Streptophyta; Bryopsida; Funariales; Funariaceae
Cellular component (GO): endoplasmic reticulum
Molecular function (GO): adenyl-nucleotide exchange factor activity
Source: RefSeq, a predicted model, not a curated record
CUGCAGUUGUUGCCCUUCACAUUGCCGUCACGGCAAAAUUUCCAAGUAUUCAUUGAUGACCUCCUUCUCGCACCAUUUCGUAGAGUUGAACGAGAAUAUAUUUGACGUCGAUACCUUGCAUUGGUAGAGUGUGCAACGAGCUUCAUUUCGAGCCUAGCUGUAGUUAAUCUUGUGGGGGUUUCAGCGAUUUCAAAGAGGUAUAUUCUGUGUCGGUUGAGGCUAGUUGCGAGGACUGUUGUUGUCCAGAUCCGUGGAGCCAUGGACGGAGGUGGGCCGGACUGGAAGGGUUUGCUGAAAUGGAGUAUUGCUCACAGCGACGGUACCCAGGCUCCUCGUCAACUCAGUGAAGAGGAUAAGAGGUUUUUCGCGGAAGCCAUGGAAUCACAGACUGUGGAUAUCAUUAAGCGAAUGAAAGAGAUUUCUAUGGUGAUGAAUAUGCCCAGUGAAGUUCUUGAAUCCCAGGGUGUUACUGUAGAAGAACUUGAAGAAUUGCUGGAGGAGCUUCAAGAACAUGUGGAAUCCAUUGACAUGGCAAACGACUUGCAUGCAAUUGGUGGCUUGGUGCCUUUACUGAAUUAUUUGAAGAAUCCCAAUGCUGGGAUUAGGUCUCGGGCAGCAGAAGUGGUGAGCACUAUAGUACAGAACAAUCCGAAAAGCCAGCAGCAAGUGAUGGAAUGUAAUGGCUUGGAAAAAUUGUUGGCAAACUUCAACUCAGACGAUAAUAUGAAAGUGCGAACGAAGGCUUUGGGUGCCAUUUCAUCAUUAAUUAGAAAUAAUAAAGUAGCGACUGAUGCCUUCAGGCUUUCUAAUGGAUACGCGGGAUUGCGUGAGGCACUUGCGUCGGAGGACACCAGAUUUCAGAGGAAAGCUCUGCAGGUGAUGCAGUAUCUACUGAAGGAGACUCCAAAGGACCAUAAUGUAGCAACUCAACUGGGAUUUGUUAGAUCAUUGACAAACUUGGUGAAUAGUCCAGAUCACGACCUGCGGCAAGCUACUCUCCAAUCUUUAGUAGAGAUUAUCCGUAAUCAGGAUAAUCAGAGUUCAGGAAAAUAUGAUGACACUACCCAACUGAAGGACGUCAUUAGUAAGCGGGUAGAGGACAUCAAAAAAAUGAACAAGGAAGAUCUUGCAGCUGUGAAAGAAGAGCGAAUAUUGGUUGACUUACUUUGGCAGUUGCUUUACAAAGAACCCUCUGAGCUUAGGAAAGAGGGUUUACUAGUUACACCCGAAGACAAUGCACCACCUCCAGACGUUGCAAGUCGCACAUUUGCAUCAGGUUUGCGAGCUUUGGCAGAAUCUUCUCCUGUAGAGCCUUCGAGUGGACAAAAUGAGUCUCAAGAAGGGAAUAAGAAGACAGUUUUGUUGUUGGGCCCUUAGAUCAUGUACUCUAAACGCGGGAAAGCUUUUUGCAGUUUGCCCUUCAAUUUUCUGAGGGUGUCGUGCACAGCUAGACGCAAUUUGGUCUGUCGGCUAGCUCUCAUCGUGUACUCCACGACUCAUGAAGUUAUCUAAUCUUGCUUGUAAUGUUAAACAGGCAUUAUUCAUAUUGUA